UAAACGUGGGCCAAACGCAUACGCAUGACUAACUGCAUAACCCUACUUUGGUCCAUUAAAUACUAUCCUAUACUCCUUCGUACUAAUAACAAAACCCUAAGCUUGGAGUGAGCGCAGACACUUCUCUUUUCCAGGGAGCGAAGAUGAAGUUCAACAUUGCAAACCCGACUACGGGUUGCCAGAAGAAGCUAGAGAUUGAUGAUGAACAGAAACUUCGUGCCUUUUAUGACAAGAGAAUCUCUCAAGAAGUCAGUGGUGAUGCUUUGGGAGAGGAGUUUAAGGGAUAUGUAUUCAAGAUCAUGGGUGGAUGUGACAAACAAGGAUUUCCCAUGAAGCAAGGAGUCUUGACUCCAAACCGUGUUCGCCUUUUAUUGCCUAGAGGUACUCCUUGUUUCCGGGGUUAUGGAAGGCGUGAUGGUGAGAGGAGAAGAAAAUCAGUACGUGGGUGCAUUGUCAGUCCUUACCUCUCAGUUCUGAAUUUGGUCAUUGUGAAGAAGGGUGAAAAUGACCUUCCUGGAUUGACUGAUGUUGAGAAGCCAAGGAUGAGGGGUCCUAAAAGAGCAUCAAAGAUUAGGAAGCUCUUCAACCUGUCCAAGGAAGAUGAUGUCAGGAAGUAUGUCAACACGUACCGCAGGACAUUUACUAAUAAAAAGGGGAAGGAGGUUAGCAAAGCUCCUAAAAUACAGAGGCUGGUCACUCCGUUGACCCUCCAGAGGAAGAGGGCCAGAAUUGCUCAAAAGAAGCAAAGGAUUGCCAAGGCUAAGACAGAGGCUCAGGAAUACCAGAAGUUGCUUGCCAAUAGGCUGAAGGAGCAAAGGGAGAGGCGCAGUCAGAGUGUGGCCAAGAAGAGGUCCAAACUCUCUAUUACUUCUAAGCCAUCUGUUGCUACUGCUUAAGCCACGUUGCAUUAAUGUACCCUUUCUUUUUUGGACUUCUUGGUUUGUUACCUAGUUUUGAUGUUUCAAGUUUUGGAGAUUUUGUUAAACAGAUGAGACUUGAUACUGCCUUUAUUUAUAUUUAGAUUGAAACUUUUGGUGCUAUUUCUCUUUCUUCACACACACUCAAUUUUUACGAGUAAGGUCCUGUUUACUUUUUUUUCUAUUAAGUCCUGUCUGGAUUAAGACGUCUGUCAGUAUUAAGACGUGUGUUUGGAAUAAGUGACACUAGUAUAACAAGCUGUUUACUAUGUGUACUGAAUGUGUAUAGUCUGAAUUAUGUCAUUUUACCAAUUUAUCCUUGUGCAUGUAAGAAGUGCUGAAUCUAUAUUAUCUUUUUACUGAUUUUGUAUUUA
Molecule: messenger RNA, 1291 nt
Organism: Cuscuta epithymum
Lineage: Eukaryota; Viridiplantae; Streptophyta; Magnoliopsida; Solanales; Convolvulaceae
Source: the annotation of a GenBank genome assembly